AUGCACCAGCCCCGCCCACCCGCAGACGGAGGUUCCGCCCUUAACACAGGCCCCGCCCCUCAGGAGCUCGGAGCCGCACGGCCGCCAGCAGACUGUCGUGUGGGCGCUGAGGCGCCACUUCCUUUGAGGGAAGAGCCGGGCCUGACGGCCAGGGCCUCCCGCCCUUGUCCCGCCCGGCCGCGCUCAGGCUCCGGCCUCAGCGUGGCCCGGGAGCUCCGCACGCGUCGGUGCCCGGCGUUUGUGCGGCUGUUCCCUGGGGGCGCCGGGACUGGGGGCUCGCAGCCCGGGGUUGGGACUCCUGCUGCGCGCACCGCCCCCGAAUCAGUCCGGACCCCGGGACCCCCCAAGUCCCCUGCACCCGAAGACCUCGCUCACCCUAGGGCCCUCCGAGCCCCACAAAUCUCGGGACCCUUGUGUCUCGAGAGCUCUGCGCACCCUGGGAUCUCCGUGAGCCCCAGGAGUCCCUGGCCUUGGGGCUCCUGCGCCCCGGGACCCCUGCUGCCCAGGAGUCUGGCGCCCCGAGAGCCGGCGGGCCCCGUGCAGUCCGCCCGCCCUUCGGCUGUAAGGGGCCCCGCCUGGGGCGCGCUGCCACUCGCCAAAGCGACUUUGGGUGCCGCCUUUGCGAGCUGUCUCCUCCCAGCGCCCAGACCCCCGCCUGAGCCGCUCCCAGGGCUCCUCCCGCGCCUGUCCUCUGGCAGCAAGAGAAGCAAGAAGUUGGACGCGAUCGACUGUGCCUUACGAGGGCCCAAAGACUCUGAAAACGUCAAAAAGCCUCUGCCCUCUCGGUUACGAAGACGAGAAUGAGGAGGACGCCCGAGUGAGGACGGCCUUGUCCUCCCCUUGGCCCUGCUGUGUGAGGCCCUGGCCUCCGUCCUUCCAGCCCUGACCUGGGGUCCUGGUGGGGCUGGGCCACCGGCGAGGGCGAGGGCGGGAGCGGCCGGGACCCUGGUGACUGGGACAGUGCUGGCGAGGAGGGUGUCCUGCCUCUGGGCCCCGGCGAGCUGGACCUGGAGCAGAUGGAGAGUAGCUGAUCAGCAUGCGGGGCCGGUGUAGGCGCCUCACCUCUUCCUCGCCAAGGCCCGGGCUGUUCUGAAUGUGAAGUGUCCCUUGGAUUAAGUCUUUCCUAAAGCAGUGUUUUGGAUUUUUACAUUUCACAGUUCUGAGAAAGCAUCUCUGUUUUGAAAGGAAUUUUCGGAUGCGCGUUCUGUUAACAGGCUCUGUGCGCAGACUGGCGUGGCCGUGUGUCCCACGAGAAGCUGUGUUCAGCUUCUCGGGACCCCGCGGCACGGUCCCCGCGAGCCAGCUGCCCUGUCUGGAGCGGAGCCGCAUCUCGGGCCGCUGACUGGGGGCUCAGGGCUGAGGCCUUGGGCUGUGAGGACGGUCCGGCCUCUCGUGCCCCUCCCCGGGCAGGUGCGGGGUAGGGUGGGGGCCGCACAGGCCUCCGUUUGCUCCUUCUGACUCAAUAAAACCCUGAGAUUUCCACCAAAGAUGUUGAUCCAAGGAACUUUAGAUAAGAGACGGAGCUUGAGACAGCAAAAGGAAACGUUUAUGACCUUUGCAGAAACGUCCUUGAUUUUAUUUCCUGAGAAAUUGUUGUGGGGCCCUGUGGAGAGCAAAGGCACCCUCUGAAUUAGUUUGGAUGUAGGCAGAAGGCAGGCAAAGUGGGGAGGUGGGCUCGUCCUGCUGAAACCUCACCCUCAGGCCUCCACCUGCAAGGUGAGGGGCAGGGGCUCCUGCCUCAGUGCUGGGGCCCCUCCUGGGGACGUUGGGCUGCCUGCCAGGCGCUGACCCAUCUCCUGCAGGAACCCCGGCAGCACCUGCCCAGUGGCCGGAAGGAUUUCUUCCCGUUGGCGUCAGAGAGGUCUGUCUUGUGCUACA
Messenger RNA from Dama dama (fallow deer), 1878 nucleotides. Its product is annotated as basic proline-rich protein-like. The record is from RefSeq and is a predicted model, not a curated record. The transcript is spliced from 2 exons. NCBI's taxonomy places the organism in Eukaryota, Metazoa, Chordata, Mammalia, Artiodactyla, Cervidae. The coding region runs from base 1 to 804 and encodes 267 amino acids.